Messenger RNA from Pelmatolapia mariae (spotted tilapia), 3542 nucleotides. Its product is annotated as copine-3-like. Gene Ontology annotation, molecular function: calcium-dependent phospholipid binding; receptor tyrosine kinase binding. The coding region runs from base 166 to 1782 and encodes 538 amino acids. Gene Ontology annotation, cellular component: plasma membrane. Gene Ontology annotation, biological process: ERBB2 signaling pathway; cellular response to calcium ion. The record is from RefSeq and is a predicted model, not a curated record. Lineage: Eukaryota; Metazoa; Chordata; Actinopteri; Cichliformes; Cichlidae. The transcript has 17 exons.
AAGCUGACGGAAACUACUUUUCCUUACAGGAGCGCUGUGCCAAGGGAGUGUUACCAGUGUCGGUUAUAUUAGCCAAUAUUUUCUUUCCGUGAGUCCCAUAACGCGUCUCACACUUUCAAAGACACUGUGCAGCAGAGAAGCAUUGUACUUUAUUACCAGUCAGACAUGGCUGCCCAGUGUGUAACCAAGGUGGAGCUGACUGUGUCCUGUGAGAACCUCCUGGACAAAGACGUCGGCUCAAAGUCAGACCCCCUGUGUGUCCUGUUAAUGAACAGCUCUGAUUCUCAGUGGUAUGAGGUGGGUCGCACAGAGAAAGUCCAGAAUUGUCUCAGCCCAAAGUUUGCCAAGAAGUUUGUCGUUGACUACUACUUUGAAAUAGUGCAAAAGCUGAAGUUUGGGGUUUAUGACAUUGACAACAAGACAAUUGACCUGACUGACGAUGACUUCCUGGGUGAACUAGAAUGCACCCUGGGCCAAGUUGUAUCUAGUAAGAAACUGACCAGACCGCUUGUGUUGAAGAACAAAUCGCCAGCAGGGAAAGGGACCAUCACAAUCAAUGCAGAGGAAAUAAAAGACAAUAGGGUGGUGAAUUUUGAAGUGGCAGCAAGAAAACUAGACAACAAGGAUUUGUUUGGAAAGUCCGACCCCUACCUGGAGUUCUACAAGCAGACAGAAACGGGCUGGCAGCUGGCUCACAGAACAGAGGUGGUGAAGAACAACUUGAAUCCAACAUGGAGGCCGUUUCGAAUCCCUCUGCAGUCUCUCUGUGGAGGAGACAUGGAGAAGCCAAUAAAAGUUGAGUGUUACGACUACGAUAAUGACGGGUCACAUGAUCUUAUUGGAGUCUUUGAGACGACAAUGAGACGCCUCCAAGAAGCCUCACACACUUCUCCGGCAGAGUUUGAAUGCAUCAACAGUAAAAAGAAACAGAAGAAGAAAGGCUACAAGAACUCUGGUGUUGUGAGCGUAAAGUUUUGCCAGGUGGUGAAGGAGUAUACUUUCUUGGAUUAUAUUAUGGGAGGCUGUCAGAUUAACUUCACUGUGGCCGUUGACUUCACAGGUUCCAACGGGGAUCCCCGGUCACCCCAGUCUUUGCAUUACAUUAGUCCCCAGGGUGUUAACGAGUACCUCACUGCAAUCUGGUCAGUGGGUAAUGUCAUCCAGGACUAUGACAGUGAUAAGAUGUUUCCUGCAUUUGGCUUUGGAGCCCAGAUUCCACCCACAUGGCAGGUUUCCCAUGAGUUUCCGCUCAAUUUCAACCCAUCAAAUCCAUUUUGUGCAGGUGUUGAAGGUGUGGUUGCAGCCUACAGAAGCUGCCUGCCGCAAGUCAAACUGUACGGUCCCACCAAUUUCUCCCCGAUUAUCAACCACGUGGCCUGCUUUGCAAAGCAAGCCCUCCAGCAGACCACUGCAGCUCAAUAUUUUGUUCUGCUGAUCAUCACUGAUGGUGUGAUCACGGACAUGGACGAGACGCGCAACGCUAUCGUCAACGCCUCUCGCCUGCCCAUGUCUAUCAUUAUUGUCGGGGUCGGAGGGGCGGACUUUAGUGCCAUGGAGUUCCUGGAUGGAGACGAUGGUCGUCUGCGCUCUCUCACUGGCGAGGCUGCCAUGAGAGACAUUGUCCAGUUUGUACCAUUCAGGCAAUUUCAAAAUGCCCCGAAGGAAGCUCUGGCAAAGACCGUGCUGGCUGAAGUACCGGGUCAGCUGGUGGAUUUUUUUAAUACCAUGAAACUGAGUCCACCCAACUCCAACCCUGCAACCAACCCUGCAGGCACUGUGUAGCAGGCUCAUCUCAUCUCCGACAGCUAUAGAUCACCUCACACCUUCAUCGGAUUAUGCAAUCACCACACUGAGACAAAAGAAAACACACACCCUACACAAUCACUCUCCUAGGUUGAAUAAUCUGUCAUUACUUUUAGAUGCUAAAACAGGCUUGGUGCUUAAGAGAUUACAGUGAAUUCUAAAGCAACUGCAAGAUAACCAACACUAAGAUUUAAGGCUUUAGUGUUAAUGUAAUAUUUACUGAAUAACAGGAUAUUCAGAUUUACAAGAUAAAACACUGCAAAGCAGUGUGAUAGAUUUAUUUUUUUUAAUGUGUGUGUUUGUUGGAACCACAUUAUAAUAAUUAGGUAAAAUGUAGAAUAGGGAGUUCUGGGCUUCUCUGCUUAGGCUGCUGCCCCCACGACCCGGGCCCAGAUAAACAGAAAAAAAUGGAUGGAUGGAGGUAAAAUGUAGAAUAAUAGAUUAUCUUUUGAUAGAAUCAUACCACAUGUUUAUUGUUGUUGUUUUUGGCACGUGGAGCUUCUUCUAAAAGCUGUGGCAUUAUUGCACAUAUAUAAAAAGCAUUAUAUUAAUCUGUUUAGUUAGAAUGAAAUGCCAAACCCAGAGAAUUAUUCUGAAAUUAUGUUGUGAUAACUGGAAUGUAUAAUGCCAGUUUCUAGUUUUGUGUCAGCUACAUUUAGGAUACUUUGCUAAUCUUCAUCCAAGAGAUAAAGGUACCAUGGGAUCAUUUCUUCAACUGGACCAAGAACUAAGAGGAACAUAAAUCAGUAUUAAACAUGCUGGCACAGUAGAAACCAAACUCAGGACCGAUCGUUACAGUUAUGUAUAGAGUCUGAUUGAUACAGUAGUUUUUAAGAUCGAUAACGAUAUAUGAUGAUUUAAUAAUCUGAUACUUUGAUAUAUAGGCAGACUUUUUUCAUUUUUUUCUUCUCUUACCUUGUUUACUCUGCCGGCCUUUGCUUGCUUUGUGGCGUUCCAAACAUACGUGCUGCCAACAGGGAAGCUGCAUGUUUCAAGGGCAUAUCUACCGUAACUUCUUUACCUGAUACUGAAGGAUUGGCAAACAGCUAACAUUGUUCGGGUGAUAAAUGGGUCAGGUCCUAGUCAUGUACAUGUAUGGUUGUUGUUGUUUUUUUUUGUUUUCUUUUGGUUCUUUACCUUUUUGUUUUUAUAUGGUUUUACAAUGAAACAAAUGUAUCACGUUUCAUCUGCUUUGUGGUCUGAAAGAAGUGGGAACUGUGCCUUCAUGGUGCAUUAAGCAUGCAAAUAAAGCCUAUUUUAUUCAAAAAAAUUAAAUCAGAACAUCAUUUAACCCUUACAAAGAACUAGAAACUGUUUAUUUCUCAUGCACACAGUAAAGUUGAAGCCAUUUCUGUUGCUACUAAUGUUAGUGUUAUGUUAAUUCCACAGCUUAGUUUAGGAUGUUGAUUCACUCUGCUGGUCUUAUAAAGUGUAAGGAUUUGUGGAUACAGUCAUAUACGGUAUUUAAAAGACAGACGAGGCUUUCAACGCUGCAAAGUAAAGCCAGUGUGGAAGUGCUCUGAAAAUGCAUUCUUUCUAAUGGCCACCAGGGGGUGAAGGAAAUGGGCACAGAACACGUGUAUACUGAAAUAUGUUUAUAAAUGCAUGGGUGUGUGCAUGUGCACAGGCACGUAUGUAUGUUUAUAUUUGAGAAUGUAUUCAUGUAUAUACAUAUAAAUGUGCAAAUUUGUCCAUGUUUCUGUUUGUUUGCAGCGGAGCAUAUAUCAGGAUAAAGUUUA